Messenger RNA from Ostreobium quekettii, 1143 nucleotides. NCBI's taxonomy places the organism in Eukaryota, Viridiplantae, Chlorophyta, Ulvophyceae, Bryopsidales, Ostreobiaceae. The record is from the annotation of a GenBank genome assembly.
AUGGACGAGAAUUACCUCAACAGUCUGUUCGCACACACCCAGGAUGUCAGCAGCGUGCGGCUCAUUCGCAACAAAACCACGGCGGCGUCCGAGGGCUACGGGUUCAUCGAUUUCCGCACCCGGGAGGCGGCUGAGCGAGUGCUGUGUUCAUACAACGGACGACAGAUCCCGAACACCGACCACGUGUUCAAGAUGAACUGGGCAUCGAUCGCGGGGUCAAAAGCACCACCGCCCCAAGAUUACUCCCUAUUCGUUGGCGACGUGGCGCCUGAAGUGAACGACUACGUCCUUAUGGAGCACUUUCGACAGUACUACCCCUCCGUUCGCAGUGCAAAGGUGAUGACUGACUCCGUGACAAACCGGUCAAAGGGCUAUGGUUUUGUUCGCUUCACAAAUGAGGCAGAGCGCGAUCGAGCUCUUCAUGAUAUGAACGGAUCCUUCCUUGCCAAUCGAUCCAUCAGAGUUAGCCUGGCCACAGCACGGCGAUUGGGUGGUGGGGGUGGGACAUCAGGCCGCCAGAGCUCACAAGUGCACCCUUCUGAACUGGACCCCACCAAUACUACGCUCUUCAUUGGGGGCCUGGGUGCCACUGUGACAGAAGACCAGCUGAGGAGCAUCUUUGGGAGGUAUGGAGAAAUUAUUUACACAAGGGUCCCACAAGGCAAGGGAUGCGGAUUUGUCCAAUACGUUGAGCGAAGGGCUGCAGAAUGUGCAAUGAGGGAACUGAACAACCAGGUAAUUGGCAACUCUGCAGUGCGGAUUUCUUGGGGCAGGAGCACUGCCAGAUCUGGGGCGCAAGUGGGAAGUACCGCAAAUGCCCAGAGUUCUAUGUCGUAUAGCUAUCCCACAGGCUACACUUCUGGCUAUGGGUACGAUGCAACAGCUGGCCAUGCAGGGUAUGUUUCCAAUGAUGCGUAUUCCAGCUAUGGAGGAUAUGCAGGGGCGUACACGGGCCAAUCAGCUGUGGGGUACAACAUGUCUGGGGCUUCUGGGGCAUCUGGCCAGAAUGGCAGUUCUAGUGUUGUACAGCCUGCCAUUUACGAUCCUCGAGCACCAGACGACCUUGACAAGCUGAACGAGGAGUUUAUUCUGAGGAACCAACCCCCUUUGGUAAGCUGCAUGCUGAGGAUGCAGGACUGCUGA